This is a messenger RNA of Helicoverpa zea (corn earworm), 1775 nucleotides long. RefSeq names its product alpha-tubulin N-acetyltransferase-like. The record is from RefSeq and is a predicted model, not a curated record. Gene Ontology annotation, molecular function: tubulin N-acetyltransferase activity. Gene Ontology annotation, biological process: alpha-tubulin acetylation. The transcript is spliced from 7 exons. NCBI's taxonomy places the organism in Eukaryota, Metazoa, Arthropoda, Insecta, Lepidoptera, Noctuidae. The coding region runs from base 235 to 1392 and encodes 385 amino acids. Gene Ontology annotation, cellular component: microtubule.
GUAGUAGAGAGAGAGAGAGAGCGAGUUCGCUUCGCGCAUGGCAAAUAGAUUGUCAGUCGGAGGUUCGAGAUCACAGCAGCCAGCCAGCCUCCCACCUUUCAUUGUUCGGGUCGGAAUUAUUUGCAAGAGUCAGUCUGCUUCAAAAUCUCGUCGCGUUCGUUACGUUCCGACAGCGAAAUCUUAUCAGAUCCACUUUGUUAACUUUAGUGAUCCAUAAAACGCGAAAAGUUUAAGAUGGAACGGCAAAAGGAUAUAAAUGAUAUUUUUGAUGAAGAAAUCAGCCUUGUUUAUCACAAUAUGCUGCCGAAGCAGUUCGCAGCUGAUCCCAGAACCAUGAGGAUGGUCCAGGAGCAGGUCUCGAAAUUGGUAGACCGCUUGGGCGAGGAGUCGGCAGCCGCCCAGGGUCUCAACAAGCCCAUCACUUCCGCAGAAAAGAUGAGGAAGAAUCCUGGACACGUGCUGUAUAUACUUGUGGACAAGUACGCUAAAGAUUCUAAGGGCGAGAUCAUCGGUAUGCUGAAGGUGGGUCGCAAGCACCUCUUCCUCUUCGAUGAGAAGCAAGCAGUGCAUGAAGUGGAACCGCCAUGCGUCCUAGACUUCUACGUGGUGCCGGACCGCCAGCGGAUGGGCUAUGGAUUUCGGCUGUUCGACUUUAUGCUGAAGGAUCUCAACGUCAUGGCCUGGGAGAUGGCCAUAGACGGGCCUUCGGAGAAGAUGGAGAAGUUUCUCUCGAGGAACUUCGGCAUCGAUCGCCUGAUGCGCCAGAGCAACAACUUUGCCGUGGCGCCAAACUUCUUCCAACAGUCGGAUAAUGAUAUCAGCAAAAAGGGCACUCUGAGUGACACCGUGCCUGCUGCCGCCUCCGUGGGACGCUUUUCUGCCCGACAGCCCACUUCUGCAAUUGCCAAUGUAAUCCACGGCGGCGCUCAUGAUGAGCCUGUCCGUCGCUCGCCGUCACCUGCCGGCGCGCCUGCGCUCCCGGUCCCCGGCCCGGCCCCCGCCCCAGCCCCGGCUCCGGCCCCAGCCCCGGCCCCGGUGCCGGCUCCGGCCGCCGCCGCGGCUCCGCGCGACUAUUGGGAUGACGAGCCUGAGCCGUGGGAGGACGAGCCCACGGAUGAGCAGUUCGAGGCGUGCGCGUUCGACUGCGACCAGCCGGCGGCGGAGCGGCGCGACGAGUGGCGCGCGCGGGGCCCGCAGCGCUACAGCCCCGUGGAGCGGCCCGCCACGCUGGCCGUGUCGCCCGCCGCCGCGCGCCAGCAGCACGCGGCCGGCAUGCCGUCCGCCGGCUCGGCCGCGCACUCGGCCGCCGGCACGCCGGGCGCGCGCCGGGACUCGCAGCUCACCGAGCGAGGCUACUUCGACGUCAAGUACUACCACAACAAGCUGUGGUAAACUCGCGACGCUCUACGUCACGCGAUAUUUCAAUCUCCUUCUAUAUAUAUUAUUAUACAAUUUUACAAUUUUCUAAUUAUUUAUACAAAAUUCUAAAGCCGUAACGACUUCGACGUGCGCGGAUAAUUCAAUUGUCUGCCCUUUUAGUAAUUUAUGAUGACUGAUUAUUUGGAAGUGCUGUAUUUUGCACACUAAUAUAAAAUAUGUAUACCAUAAUAUCUUCGUUUUAAACUCAAGAUGUAUAUGGAACUGUUCAGGGCGAGCUUUGCUCGGUUAAUUUUAAUUUCCAACAGCGCGUGUGCGCCACGCGCCGCGCGCCUGAAUGUUGUCUUAGGUAUAAACCAUGUAUUUAAUCGAAUUCAUCAAUAAAAAUAUUUAACCCA